GCGCACGCAUCCCUCUCUCCGGCUCGUCGGCUGGCGGGAUAACGCGGGUAUCCUCGUUUCGUCGAUUACCCACGAGAGCAACACGUUGCGCCGUUCCCGUUGUUUCGUGACGCCCGGUGAAUGCGCCAGUGAGAUACCCCGUUCGGGGGUUCGCUCGUUCGCAGUCAGGAGAACCGGCGGGAGAGCGGAAAUUGAAAACGACGGUGCGGACCAAGAGAGAGAGAUAGAGAGAGAGUCUCAGCUUCAUUCGACGGGGAAUUGAGCAUCGCCGACAACACUUCGGCCCUCUCUCUCUCUUACCCCUGUUACGUCAUCGUGAAAUUUCGAAUCGAGCAUCUCCCGUGAUCCGGCGGAGAACCCGGCUCGAUUAUCGAGAGCGUCCGAUUGCCGGCCGACAGGCGAGCGUCUUCUCUUCUUCCCUCCCUCUCAAGAGCACGUACGCUGGGAACAUCGUCCGGGGGCUGAGUUCGCUGGUGCAGUCUCGCCGGUGAGGAUCCAUCGUGAAGAUCGAUCGAUCCGCGGGAAUAAAAGGUAGCGCGCGACAAGUGAGUGGUGAGUCUCCCGCGUCGCUCUGGAAUGGACAUCCGGAAGAGACGACGCUCGUGAAGGCCGUCAGCGCGUUUCCGCUCGCUUCCGCUCGGCGCUCUUCCUCCCCGGACUCGCUCGGGUGGCUCUUCGCCGCGGGGGAGGGGUGAACAUCGCCAGUGGGACCCGAGAGGAGCCGUUCGACGGGGGCGACGAUCCCGCCGUUGUUCGUCGCGCGGCCACUGGAGAACCGGGAGCGCGAUCGAGCGCGAUGCGCUGAGGCAUCGAUCAUCGGGAGAGCGACGGAGCGGGGACGCGGACUGUGGACGCGUUGGACGUUCAAUUAAAGGGCCUCAGCUUGGCGAACGGGACGGGCGGCGAAGUAAGGAGCGAGCGAGAGGGAGAGCGGAAGGGAAGAGAGAGAAAGAGCGACGUUGACUCGGCCGAUUGACUCCGCGCGCGCGAUUGUCGCGCGCGAGAGAGAGAGAGAGAGCAGUGUGACGAGAGCAACCGCGCGCUUGCGGUGAUGCCGCCGUUGCCGGGAGAUGCGGUAUCGUCGCUCUGAGGAGGAGACGAACGCGUCGACGCGUCACCGCGAGAACCAGCCACUCGGACUCCGCUCUCGAGCGCCCGCGAGAGCCGCGUCUCGCUAGAGGGUGGUAUGCCCGAGCCUCGUCCAAGCCAACGUCGUGGAGCGUCGGGGUAGAGCGACGACGUCCGGUCCACGACGAAACGAUUCGAGAGAGAAAUUCUCCGAGAGAGUUCCGAGUGGAAAUCCUUCGGCGUGGGCGCGCGAGAACGCGCGCCGGGAUCCGCUGUAUUAAUUGCCCCUUGUAAUUGGGGUUUCUAGGAUCGCGCUUAAUUAAUUGCGGCCGACGUGAACGAUGAAGUGGUGCGUGUUGGUGUUGGUAUUCGCCGGCCUGAGCAGAGGCGAUAAUGCCAUCGAUACGGACUCCCUCACUCUCAACUGCAUGCGACUCAAUUCCCAGGAAGAGAUAGAUCUCGAUAAGAUAAUGGGCAAGUGGUACGUCGUGGAAAUCUUGGAGCACAGGGCGGACCUGACGAAGCCGGGGGGCAGCUCGUACGUUGUCGAUUCAUGUCCGAUCGUGAAGCUGAAGUCGCUGGAUCAUUCUUCUUUAAAACUGCUGUGGACCGAAGAGGCUGGCAAUCUGGAGUACAACUUCCGAAUACCGGAGAUUUCCAAAAGAAGCGGCUUAUGGCAAAGCACCUCCUUGCAGAACGGUACUCUGGCGGAGAAGCAAUACAACCAGUUCGUGGGCACCGUGCACGUAAUGAAGGCCGUGGCCUCGGACAUGGUGUUGACUUUCUGUUCCCGGCCUCCCAACAGUCAGCUCUACUCGCUGCUAUUGGCGCGGGAGCACACCCUGCAGAAGAGCGACAAACGAGGCGUUCACAAUCUGCUGGGACGCCGCGGCCUGAAGAUCGUCAGCAUUCGGGAAACUUGCGUGAACGGCGGCGCGACCGGCACCAGGAGGGGCGCACUCGAUCUCCUCGUCGGAUGGGCGACCCUCGUCGGCCUCCUCUCGUCGAGCUUCCUCUUCAAGUCCUGGCAGUAGUGAAUUAGGUGGACGAUCGAUCUUGAGACGCGAUCGCUAACUGCUCGAGCGGCUCCUCUGUCUCCUCGACUAAUUAACGUGAUUUAACACUUUGGAUGCCGCGCGAAUAAUCCCGUCGUUCGUACGCGAGAGAAGAUCCGUCGUGAUUGCGCGCUCGGCGCGAGCGCGCCCUUACGUUCGCGCGUUAUGCCCACGCCGUUGCCCACGAUUGCGUUGCUCGUCUUGAGUUAACGAACGUUGGAGAAUUCCUCCCGAAGGCGUGAACACGCGGAGAAUUUUUCCCGAAGAUGCAACCAUCCGGAAAAAUACACGGGACUCCUCAAGAACACACAAAGAAUAUGCAUUCGAAGAAAUAGCUGAAGAAAAUACACAAGACUCGAGAAUUAAUGCAGCCCCAUUUCCCAGUGACAUCGCAAGUAUCCGGUCGGGUGCAUCAUUUCUGAAUAUUUUCAUUAGGGAUGUUGUGAUAUCAUGAAAGUAUCGAUACUAAUAUAUCGAUGCGGGUGUCCGAUCGACAGUUGCGUGUCACACUAAUUUUCGCGAAGCAAAAGUACGUAUCUUGAAUGUCGACUGGGUGGAAAAUUUAAAAACAGAUAUCGAAACAUAGUGGUAGUACUGAUGUGAACACGAAUAUCGAAAGAAAAAUAUCGAUACCGGUAUUAUAUCAGUAGUACGACACAUCUAUAAUUUUGACCGCUAUGUUGGAGCGCCGUUGCCGAUUUACCGAGUAACCCGCAGUUACGAUGCGAAAAUGUAAUUCGGUUUUCUUUUUUUGCGUAAUUGAAAGUUUCCGGUGUCACUAUAUCUAGGGAAUGUGGGACUGCAUUAAUGAGGUCUUGCGUGCCACAGUAAUCUUGCCCGGCUAGGAUAUACGUCGAAAUCAUCUCAAGGCAGCAUGGGAAAUUCAGAAAGCAGAGAAUAAAGCUGUACGAUAGAGAUAAUAUAUACAAAUGGAGAAGCGUUAUGAGAAAAUCGGUUUCAUCGGCAGUCUGAAUCACAUCAUGAUAAUGGCGCCAUUUUGCUCAGCUACCGCGACUAAGAGCGCAUAUAUAUGAUGUACCGGUAAGUUAUAAUAUUCCUGUUACAUAAUUUCAGUAUAUCAUGACUAACUAAAACCCUUUUAUGACGUGCUAGAUUAUGAGAAAAAUUCUCACUCGAAGUAUUCUUAUUUUCAAAGACUUCCAGGGACUAAUUUAAGAAACUUUUAGCAACUAACUUAUCUCCCUUACUCGUCGUUUACUGCAAAUAGUACGCGGCUGCUGGAAGCCCGCUUGCUCCAACAUGCAAAUAAGACGGCGACUUUCGAUCUAUCGGACCCAAUAACACGCUUCUCCACUUGUAUCUAGGACUCUACUGUACGAAAUACGAACGACGCGAUUACAAUUGCACAAAGCUGCCCAGAUACCAUUGGUCUAUUCACGCCACAAAGCAACGAAUAUCUCGUCUUUCUGCUGUUCUCACAGAAACUCCCCGUCUACACAGGUGGUACUAUACGUUUCACGAUGGUUACUUCCCGAGAUAAAACUCGUUCCCACACCGGCAUUAAAAGUAACAAAUAGCUUCAGCGUCGAAAAUGUACAUAUUAGUACGAAACAUUUGUCACUUUCCUGAUACUUCCUCUCCCGUGUGGUGAAUUUAUAUUGUCAAGUUAAAAAAAUAUAUCCGAUCAAAUUAUUUUUUCGCUGUCAUGUAUAAAUUUUCGCUUCCGUAUGAGUGUAUCCUAGUCGCGCAAUACAGUCAGGAUAAUAAACCAUGCUAUCAGCAUGCUGCAUUAUUCAGCAAAAAUUUUCUGCGCGUGCAUGUGUGUAUACAGGGUGUUCCAAAAUUUCCUUGACGGGCUUCUAGAGGGAAUUUUCCGCGCCGAUAAAGCGAUCAAGUGCGCGCAAACUUAUUAUUACGUCUGAAGAUCCACGCAACGAAAGUAAUCGUUGAGAAACUAAAAUCAACAGUCAAAUUAACUGACAAAAUAUGAUCAAUAUUAACCCAGUCUUUGAGACUUCUUAUGACUCGAUUUUGGACACUAUGCUGUCUGGGAAAUUACGGUUCAUAAGAAAUGUUCAUAGUAUUCUCUGUCUGAUUGAGUGCAGACAACGACCCGUCGGAUCAUGAACCGUCGUGCCCCAAUUUUUAUAUUUUUGACGUUUGCGAAACCUUCCGUAGCUCUCCGCAGGACUUUCGGACUGCGAUUUUCAUAUCGGUCAGGUUUCCGUCAGUUCCAAAUUUCGUCGUCGAAUCUGAUCCUUCAAUGAUACCUUUCAUUCCACGCAUCUUCGGACACAAGUUCACGCGAGCAUCCUCGGUUAUUGUAAUGUGAAGGAUCCACAAAUUUGCCGAAGGACUUUAGAAACACCCUGUAUGCGUGUAUGUAUAUGUAUCGGCGUUCUCGUCGAAAGGAUUUUCGUUCCGAUCAUCUCGCAAGUACGGGACCAAUUGCUUUUUUCCUACGGUCACGAGGUAGAAGAGCGCGCGUCCAAGCUCGUUAAUAUUAAUGAAGCUCGUUAAGCGCGUUAUUAAGACGUUAAUAUUAAGCCACGGUGAUUCUUUCGACGUGCGGGGAUCGAAAUCCAUGUGAAAACCGCACGACGUGAUCGAUUAUCAUCGCGUCAUUCCCUUCGGAAUGUUCUUUUUUCUAAGCGCUUCGCGUUAUACGCUUCCUAUAAUACACACACACACAAUCUCUCUCUCUCUCUCUCUCUCUCUUUCUCGACGUACGUUCAGAGCGACAUAGAAAAUUAAUAUCGAACAACCUCGCGCGAGCGAGGGCAUCCAAGGGGUUAAAGCGCGGCGCCGAUGGCAGACGCUCGAUCAUCAACAUCGAAAAUUUUCUUCUUACGAUUAACUCGACGUCGUUUAUCGCGGACACUCGAUCAACAUCGCGACAGCGGAGAGUUACGACUCGGAGGGACCGCUGCGCACCGGUCUAAAGUAAUCACAUAGAAAGAACGAAUCUCGCCGACGGGAUUUGUGAUUCGACUCCGACGACCCUAAGAGGAUCGAAUCGCGAGAGGAGCAGAACGGGAGCCCAGCGCGGAGCUACUCUCUCUCUCUCUCUCUCUCUCUCUCCCUCCCGGUCAAACGUUCCCCGUAGAUCCUCGGGAUCGUUGGCCACUCGAAUAUUUUUCCGCGACUUUCGUCGUUUGUUCCUCCCCGAGAAUGAAUUACCCAUUAGGCGAUUUCUCUUCUCCCUCCCUCCCUCCCUCGCCCGCCGACGCGUUGCUCGCUCGCUCACUUGCUCUUUCGCUGCUCCGUCGAGUUUUUAAUCAAAAGUGCUUUCGCAGCAGGAGUUCCAGCGGAAAGCAGCGCCGGAGAGAGAAAAAAGGGAGACGAAAACGAGAUUCGCCGUGUAAAUAUUACACGUAUUCGCGCGCGACUCGGCCCGCAAGACCGAAUCUUUUCUCCUCGCGACGCCACGUGCUGCUACCUUCGCGUUUUCCCGCCGUUUCAGUUUCUCGGGUUUCUCGAUUUUUCGGCGACGAUGCACACCUGGGAAGAAAGGCAUAUUGUUUUCGGACAGAAAUCAGCCGCCGGUCUAACGUCUAAUCGAUUUCGACACGAUUUUCUUUUGUCAUUUUAUUCGUUUGAAAUCUUUCUACAACGAAGACCUGUAAAUUUUAUAAGAUACAACUAAAAUUCAAAAUGGACAAUAUGAUAAUAUGGUUACCACUGAUAUUGAAGUUCUACGACAUUAAAUAGGUAUCUCAAAAUAAGUAUAUACAAUUUUGGGGUCACUGAAUACGAAUCUGAAAUCAGAUCAAUCAUUUGGAGUGACAAUAGAUAUGGCAAUGGAAGAUAUAACAAGAAUAAAUACAAGAAUAGGAGAUAUUUCAAAUAUUAAGCUUACUCAAAUAUUACUCGUCCCGUUUCGUUAUUCUUAAGCGACGAAAAUAAUUGCUGUAUUGAAUUUCGAUAUUUCUCACUGCCGAAUCUGUCAUUUUGAAGAUUUUGUACCAGAUUUGUUUUCCAGAUCUUUUGCAUUCCCACCCAAAUACCUGUAUAUACUUAUUUUCAGGCAAAUAUAUUCGUAGAGUAUUUCAAUAUGUACAAUAAUAAUAUACAAAUAUACACAAUUAUA
Molecule: messenger RNA, 6174 nt
Organism: Dinoponera quadriceps
Lineage: Eukaryota; Metazoa; Arthropoda; Insecta; Hymenoptera; Formicidae
Exons: 3
Coding region: 1410-2102 (230 amino acids)
Source: RefSeq, a predicted model, not a curated record